Messenger RNA from Antechinus flavipes (yellow-footed antechinus), 3241 nucleotides. It is a transcript of the gene LNPK, whose product is annotated as lunapark, ER junction formation factor. Gene Ontology annotation, biological process: endoplasmic reticulum tubular network organization. The coding region runs from base 216 to 1520 and encodes 434 amino acids. The record is from RefSeq and is a predicted model, not a curated record. Gene Ontology annotation, cellular component: endoplasmic reticulum tubular network. Lineage: Eukaryota; Metazoa; Chordata; Mammalia; Dasyuromorphia; Dasyuridae. The transcript is spliced from 13 exons.
GCGCGGUGUUUGAUGGGAAGGGGCUGCUGGAGCGCUCUGUCACUAGUGGUUGCUGCCUGCUGGGGCGGGGGGGAGGCUGCCAGCGACCGCGGCGGCGGCGGCCGAGCGUCAGCGCCAGCUCUGCCCCUUUCGUGCAGGUAGAGCCGGGCAGAGACGUGAAUUCUGUUACAAAAUUGAUGAAAGGCAUCAGUGUAUCCUGUCUUCACACUUAAAAGAUGGGUGGAUUAUUUUCCCGAUGGAGGGUAAAACCUUCAACAGUAGAAGUUCUGGAAAAUAUAGAUAAGGAAAUCCAAGCAUUAGAAGAAUUUAGAGAGAAAAAUCAAAGAUUACAGAAACUAUGGGUUGGAAGGUUACUCCUCUACUCCUCCCUCCUUUACUUGUUUACUUGCAUAGUGGUUUACUUGUGGUAUCUUCCGGAUGAAUUUACAGCAAGACUCACUAUGACACUCCCAUUCUUUGCAUUUCCUUUGAUCAUAUGGACCAUAAGAACAGUACUUAUUUUCUUCUUUUCCAAGAGAACAGAAAGAAAUAAUGAAGCUUUGGAUGAUUUAAAAUCACAGAAGAAAAAAAUACUUGAGGAAGUCAUGGAAAAAGAAACUUACAAGACUGCUAAAUUAAUUCUUGAAAGGUUUGAUCCAGAAUCAAGGAAGGCAAAGGAGCUUGAGCCACCAUCUUUAGGAACAGCUGCAACAACUUCAAGGCCUGGACAAGAAAUCCGUCAGCGGACUACAGCUCAGAGAAAUCUUUCUCCAUCAACACCAGCAAGUCCGAACCAAGGAUCACCUCUACAAGUUCCAGGAUCUCCCGGUCCACAAAAGGAUACUUCAGCUCCUGGUGGACCACCGGAAAGAGCUGUUGCUCCAGCCUUGCAAUCAAAUGUGCUACCAAGGCGUCUUGGAUCCCCUGCUACUUCAAUGCCUGGAAUGGGUCUUCAUCCUCCUGGUCCACCUUUAGCAAGGCCUAUUCUCCCUCGAGAAAGAGGUGCUCUGGAUAGAGUUGUCGAGUAUUUAGUUGGUGAUGGUCCACAGAACAGGUAUGCCCUUAUAUGUCAACAGUGUUUUUCUCAUAAUGGCAUGGCUUUGAAGGAAGAAUUUGAAUACAUUGCAUUUCGAUGUGCAUAUUGUUUCUUCCUGAAUCCUGCAAGAAAAACUAGACCUCAGGCUCCAAGACUUCCAGAGUUUAGUUUUGAGAAGAGGCAGCUUAUAGAAGGUCAGAGUUCUGUUGCUCCUCUGCAACUGGGAAGUACAAUUUCGCCAGAGAAUCAAUUUACUGAAGAGUCUUUAGAAGAACAAGAGGUACCUAUUAAUUUUACAGAUCAGACAGAUGAAAAAGCAUCAGAUACAGAACAGACAAAUCAAAUAAAUGAAAAAGCAUCUGGUUCAAUGGAACAAGAAGACAGCAUAGCAGGAGAAGCUGAGAAUAAAGAAACUAUAGUUAAUGAAGCCAAAUCUACAAUUUCUAAUGCUGAUUCUGCUGUUGUUGAUGAACCAAAUGGAGAAUCUUUUAUGGAAAUUGAGUAAAUGCUUCCAAGUGCCUUCAACUUGAUCUUUGUAACUUUGUUGGUGUCAGCUAUUGCUUUCCAGGUGGUGUUUUUUUUUUUUUUUCCCUUUUUUUUGAUUGGUUGGUUUCAGUUUUUUAAUAGUCCAUUUGGUAUCUAAACUCUGACUGCCUAGCUAUUUCAGUCUGUCAAAUAUAUGUCUGCUAGGUACUUAAAGUUGAAAGGGUAUGCUAUCAGUGCAAUAAAACCCUAUAGGGUAUACAAAGAUUAGCAUUAUGACAGCUUCUUCUAAAUAUAUUUUGGCCACUUUCAGCAAAUGUGAUAGCAAGUGUGUUUUCUCAUAUAUGUAACCUGUAAAUAAUAUCCAUUUUGUCAGAGGAAGAACUUUAAUUAGGAAGAACUGUUACAGCAUUUGGUUUAAAGAAUGAAAAUCUUUUGGGAUUUUUAAUGCUUUAAUGUUAAAAAAUGGAUAAAAUCUUUAAACUGUAGAUAUUUGCCAGAAAAAGUGUAUAUUUAGGCAUUCAUCUUUAAGCCAUUUAAACUUAUUCUAUAACUGUAACUAUAGACAUUGUUGCAUAAAUAUUUUUAAUAAGAAUACAGUUGAAUAGUCAAGUGCAGUAUUUCUUUUGAUAUCACUUACUUUGCAGAUGGGCCAAAGGCACGUGUGUAUGUAUCUAGCUAGUGUUUACAUAAAGACAAAAUAGGAAAUUUCUCUACAUUUGAUUGUACUUGAAUGCUGACCAUUAUUUAUACUUGUAUAAUAAUGAUGUAAGUGAAUUUUUAUGCCUUCGUGUGUGUAUUUUGUUAAGGAAAAUAAAGAUUUAUGUAGCAGCAUUUUUUAAAUUUUAAUUUUUGUUAAACAUGGAGAUUUUUUGAAACAACCUUUUGACAUGUGUUUUUGUCAACUAUACAAUUUCAUAAUGUGAAGAACUCUGAGUUGAUAAGUCUUCAAGCUAUCUUUUUUUUUUUUUUUUUUUAAGAGAGUAUUUGUGUUUAAAUUUAGUUGCUUUUAAAUUUUGGAAGAAAUAAAAUGAAACACAUAUUUAUUUCAUCAUCUCCUAAACACUUUAAAUCUAGAAUAGGCAGAGUUCACCUAGCAUGGUUAAUUGGUUCCACAGUAACACAUAGGCAAAAUGACAUCACAAGGCCAGUUAUAGGAAUAGAAACAAACAGAAUUGAAAGCAGGAGCUACCCAGGUAGUGAACCAGAACUACUUAGAUAAAAAUUUUUUUAAUAUGGUUUGCUUGUAAUGUUAUGAUAACUUGUAACGUACUAAUUUAUUUGGAAGCAUUAGCAAAGAGUGAAUCUUUAUGCCUGUAAAUCAGAAGUCACAUUUUUAAGGCAUUAAAAAACACUUCUGUGCCACUUGGAGCUCUGCGCUUUGGUAAGAAAGUUUAUUAUUGUGAUAAUAGGUGGUUAUUUGCUAGGAUCUGUAUCACAGUUUCCUACAAUGAUACCAAGGAAUAAAUAGGGAAAAGUGGGUAUAAAUGAUUCCUUAAGAUUGAAACAUGGAAAUAGUUUCAUGGUCUUGGGUAGAGUUUUUACUCUAAGAUUAAAGUUAUUGUUAUUUCUUAUUUCUUACUUCUUUGUAGGUCUUAAAAAAUACUAGAUUCUUUUGGUGCCAGCUGAUUAUCAAAAACAAGCUGAAAUGAAGCUGUUAUACAAAAUUGAAUGUAUUCAGUAUAUAACAGCUGUUUCUUAAAUUGUACACAUAUGCUUCAUUAAAAAUCGAAUGAAACAUUA